AUGAGAUACCAUGAGGACCUGCCCCUACCGGAGAUUACCCCUGAGAAGGGUAUCAUGAUGGGAGCAGUGAAUGUCAUCAAGCUCUUUGCUCAGAAUAUGAUCUAUGGCUUCGGAUCAGGUGUUUGGGGUGACCGAGUGGUCUUCCAGACACCUGCAGUGCUGGCAGUGAAGAAGGCCUGUGGCAUUCUAAAGGUCAUUGGGGACUUGAAGAAUCCCAUCGGCGACAGUAUCUACGUUGGCCACGAUGAUGACCUGGAUGCCUUGGCGAUGUUUUUCGACGUCUCCUGGGAGGCGCCCCCCUGGGGGACCUCGUCGCCUACCCCGCCGGGCUCGGCGCUGACCUUCCGAGUGACCUAUCCGACAGUAGAGGUGGAGUUCAUCUAUCCCACCUUCGAUGGUUCCGCCUUCCCGCAGCUGAAUGUGGUGCGGACCACUCCGCCCACAGUGGACCUUGGAGUCGUUGAGGCUCGAGCGGUGAAGCUUGUGCAGCUGUAUGCAGGCGAGGCCUUUCAUGAGGCAUGUGAAGCGCUUCGGCAGCAGCCAGCCUUGCAGCAGGUCUUGCUGGGGAAGAGGAGCAUGCAGAGCUGGGAGGAGGCCUUGAAUGAAUGGGACGCCCAGCAAAGCCAGAUCUUGAGAGGCUGGGCACCAACAGCGUGCGAAGCACAUGCUUUCCGUUUGCCUGGUGAACUUUUACACGGGGUGUCAGAGCACUUUUCGCUGCUUGCCAAGCUCGGCCAUCUCUGGACCCAGAGGCGAUGGGUUUACAGUUUUCAGAGCACGUGGCGUAUGGCUUUGAAGUUGCUGGAGUUCUUACAAGUCUUGGCGCUUGAAAGAUUUGUUUGGGGGUGGAUGUCUUAG
Molecule: messenger RNA, 858 nt
Organism: Durusdinium trenchii
Lineage: Eukaryota; Dinophyceae; Suessiales; Symbiodiniaceae
Source: the annotation of a GenBank genome assembly